This is a messenger RNA of Drosophila eugracilis, 1667 nucleotides long. RefSeq names its product nudix hydrolase 20, chloroplastic. The transcript has 5 exons. The record is from RefSeq and is a predicted model, not a curated record. NCBI's taxonomy places the organism in Eukaryota, Metazoa, Arthropoda, Insecta, Diptera, Drosophilidae. Gene Ontology annotation, molecular function: 8-oxo-dGDP phosphatase activity. The coding region runs from base 438 to 1487 and encodes 349 amino acids.
GAUAGCUCCAACCACAGCUUCAUUUAUGUAAUAGUAGUCAAACCCGAAAAUAAAUGCAUUUGACGAAGAACAAAAUUGGUUUUAUAUUUUGUUGUAAUUUUUAAGGCUAUUCCGCGGUGAAGGCGCUUAUGGUGAAAAAAAUAUAUAGAAAAUAUAAUAUUUUGAAGGGCAAAAUGCAGCUGUAGACAAUCGAAUACCAAUACAUCACCACUGUCAGGCAGCAGCUGUUCUCGUUAAGUGCUACAAGAAGGUUUCGGCGGUGUGAUCAAUUACGUUCACUCGGCGGCUUGUAUCAGCUAUUCUCAUUUUAGAGUUUUGUCGGCUAAAUAUCAAUUCAAGUGUGUGUUAUUUCAUUAUAUAAAUAAACAAGUAGAAGUGGAAAAAUUUAAUAGGUGCUCAGAGUCAUUAAGUUGGCAUAAAAUCGGAACUCUGGUUAAAUGUCUUCAACCGACGUCAAGCUAUCACGGCUGCUGAUCCUGGCGCAAAAGUUUAACAACUUCUAUCUUACAGGUUUUCAUAAAUGUGACAGUCGUCCAUUUGUGGUUGAGGGUCAGCAAGUUGGUCUAAUAAAGUCAGAUGUUCUUAAGCAUCUCGUGAAGUACCCCGAAGUAUUUUCCAUCCGUGAUUGUGAGCAAACUAAACAGGGUUUGGUUGAAUUGAAUCCUGCGUUCCGUGACUACAACGAGCGGUCCGAGCAACUAGAAAAGGUAUUGCGAGUUCUACGCACUGAGGGAUUAUUUCCUGCCUUACAGGGAUGGAGGGAUGAAUACUUUGAGGUGAAGUCCGAUUGUAGGGCUCUACUAAAAAUGGAACGAGCGGCAACCCCGCUCUUUGGUGUGCGGAAGUAUGGCGUCGAUAUCAACGGUUACGUUAGGCAUCCAACUCUUGGGUUAUGCAUUUGGCUACAGCAGCGAUCAAAUACAAAAGAGACGUGGCCUGGAAAGUGGGACAAUAUGGUAGGGGGUGGUCUUUCUGUAGGAUUUGGCAUUAAGGAGACAGCCAUUAAGGAAGCUGCUGAGGAGGCAUCAAUUCCGAGUGAUCUUGUGAAGAAUUUGGUGUCCGCGGGCUGUGUAUCAUUUUAUUUUGAAAGCCGACAAGGCCUAUUUCCUAACACCGAAUAUGUAUUUGACUUAGAGUUACCGCUCGAAUUCGUUCCACAAAAUGCAGAUGGAGAGGUGCAGGCGUUCGAGCUUCUCCCUGCCAAGGAGUGUGUGGAGCGAGUUUUUACUACAGAUUUCAAAACAACUUCAGCGCCGGUGGUUAUUGAUUUUCUUAUUCGACACGGAUACAUAACUGCAGAUGACGUGGUAGACUUUACUCAAAUUAUUGAGCUUCUCCAUGUGCCAUUACAGACCCUUUAUACGUACAAGGUACGUUUAGAGCAGUCUCAAAAACAACAGCAGAAAUUGGUUUGUGAUACUAAAAAUUCAAAUUGUCCAAGCUUACAGAAUAAAGCGGCGGAGAAUGGCCAUAAGAAUGCAUCUUAAACAAUAAUGUAUAGUUCUCAGGACGAUUGGUGCAGGUUGGAAAUCAAAUUUAAAUAAAAGUGCAAACAAAAUAUAAGAAAUGUGAAAUUUCCAAGAUCUUAAGUAAACAAUUUCAAGAAGUAAAGGCAAAUAAUUAUAAGUUAAUAAUUGACAUAAUUUUUAAGUCAAGAAAACGUAAAA